AUGUUCACCGGAAUAGUCGAAGAAAUAGGCACCGUCGCCGAGCUCAACCGCUCCGACUCCACGGGGGGCACCUCGCUGACCAUUACCCUCCCGCCGACCUCCCCUUUGCUGUCCGACGCCCACCUGGGCGACUCGAUCGCCGUCAACGGCGUCUGCCUGACCGUGACGUCCUUCACCCCGUCUCCGACGCCGUCCUUCACCGUCGGCAUCGCCCCGGAGACGCUGCGGCUGACCAACCUGGGCUCGCUGGCCGCCGGCUCGCGCGUCAACCUCGAGCGGGCCGUGCGCGCCGACACGCGCAUGGGCGGGCACUUCGUCCAGGGCCACGUCGACACGACGGCCACCAUCCUGUCGCGCGCCCCGGACGGCAACGCCGUCACCCUGCGCCUCGCCCCCGCCAGCCGGGACGUGCUCCGGUACGUCGUCUACAAGGGCUUCAUCGCCCUCGACGGCGCCAGCCUGACCGUCACCAAGGUCGACGACGAGGCCGGCUGGUGGGAGGUCAUGCUCAUCGCCUACACCCAGGAGCGCAUCGUGACGGCCGCCAAGCAGGUCGGCGACACGGUCAACGUCGAGGUCGACAUGACGGCCAAGUAUGUCGAGAAGAGCUUGAAGGGGUAUCUGGAAGGUCUCAAGGAGGGAGAU
This is a messenger RNA of Thermothelomyces thermophilus ATCC 42464, 645 nucleotides long. RefSeq lists its product as uncharacterized. Gene Ontology annotation, biological process: riboflavin biosynthetic process. The annotation marks the transcript as partial. Gene Ontology annotation, molecular function: riboflavin synthase activity. The transcript is spliced from 2 exons. The record is from RefSeq and is a predicted model, not a curated record. Lineage: Eukaryota; Fungi; Ascomycota; Sordariomycetes; Sordariales; Chaetomiaceae.